AUGUCUUCCCAAACAUUUCUUCCGAUUUUCUCCCCUCCAUCAUCGCCUUCGCCCGUUCUACGUCCCCGACGUCCAAGCCUAGAACCGGAGCGUGAAAUUCUUUCCACCAGAGGCCAACACAUAUUGAACCUUUUCCCUUCUCGUACAUCGAGCCUUGCCUUGAACGAUCUCGAUGACGAUACACCUGAAAGGCGACUUAUUCUCAGACGCGGAUCGUUGUUGAUUGGACACAGUAAUCCUCGAUAUGAGUGGAAACGCUACUACAAAUCACCCGAGUCAUUAAAGAAUCUUCCAAAGGAAAUUCGGAAAUACCAUGAACGAAACAAUGGACUGAUCUCCCAAUAUCUCUAUAUUGACCGACUACUGGAUUCUUCGCUACCCCAUAACCUGAUCGAAGACUACAAUGGAUGCAAUCACCAUUCUUCGGGAAACAGAAUUCUUCAGCCGUCUGCGUUAGAGGAUAACCAGACCGAGGCACCAGAACCCAAUCCCAAGAUCGGAAGGGUCAAACGCACCCCGCAUAAUCUUUAUCGGAUCCCCGAUGAGACGACACCCUUGGUUCAUUCUUCCGACGCAGAAGACAGCCCAUUGGAGCCAUUCCCUGACCUCGAAUCGCAUGGUGGAAUGUCCCUAGAUGACGAGGAGCGCGUCAUCAACCUGGCCAUUCGCCUCAAUUUUGUCGCCAACGUUGCUCUCCUAGCUUCAAAGAUCGCUAUCAUGGCAAUGACUAACUCCAUGUCUAUGCUCGCAGGUCUAGUUGAUGGGGUUUUGGACUUUCUUAGCACAGUGAUUGUCUGGGUGACCACCAUUAUGAUCCGCCGACAGGAUCGCAACCGGUAUCCCAUCAGCCGACGCCGGUUAGAGCCUGUCAGUGUGUUGAUCUUCUCGGUGAUCAUGGUGACUUCCUUUUUUCAAGUAGCGCUGUCUUCUAUCAAACAAUUGAUUGGGGACGACCGCACGGUUGUUAAGCUAUCCAUCCCAUCAAUCUCGCUGAUGGGCGGUACAGUUUUGGUUAAGCUCCUCUGCUGGAUCUGGUGCCGAUUGAUUCCUAGCCCAAGCGUCCAGGUCCUGGCCCAGGAUGCCAUGACUGACGUUGUCUUUAACACGUUCAGCAUCAUCUUCCCACUGGUUGGUACUGCUGCAAAUCUCUGGUACUUAGAUCCCUUGGGUGGUCUAUUCCUCUCCUUCUACAUCAUGUGGAACUGGGGUCAGACCGCUGCGGAAUACAUCCAGCGCCUGACGGGUGCGGCUGCCUCUCCCGACGAUCAUAGUGUUUUGCUGUAUAUGACCAUGCGGUUCUCCCGGGUGAUUCAUAAAAUUCAGGACUUGAAAGCCUACUACGCGAGUGAUAAGCUGAACGUUGAAGUUGACCUUGUUGUGGAUGAAAAGAUCAGCUUGCGGGAUAGUCAUGACGUUGGUGAGAGUUUGCAGUAUAUCAUCGAGAGUGUGCCUACUGUCGACCGUGCCUUUGUGCAUUUGGACUAUGAUGAAUGGAACCUGCCCAGCCAUAUGAACCAGAUGGACCGGUAA
Penicillium roqueforti is the source of this 1530-nucleotide messenger RNA. Its product is annotated as cation diffusion facilitator family transporter. Gene Ontology annotation, biological process: monoatomic cation transport; transmembrane transport. Gene Ontology annotation, cellular component: membrane. The coding region runs from base 1 to 1530 and encodes 509 amino acids. The record is from RefSeq and is a predicted model, not a curated record. Lineage: Eukaryota; Fungi; Ascomycota; Eurotiomycetes; Eurotiales; Aspergillaceae. Gene Ontology annotation, molecular function: monoatomic cation transmembrane transporter activity. The transcript has 4 exons.